Molecule: messenger RNA, 2301 nt
Organism: Trichoplax adhaerens
Lineage: Eukaryota; Metazoa; Placozoa; Uniplacotomia; Trichoplacea; Trichoplacidae
Exons: 2
Coding region: 1-2301 (766 amino acids)
Cellular component (GO): nucleus
Molecular function (GO): RNA polymerase II CTD heptapeptide repeat phosphatase activity
Source: RefSeq, a predicted model, not a curated record
AUGGCGGCAAGGAAUGAAGGCGAAGGGAUAGUGGCUAACGCCAACGGGAAAUUGAUCAACUGGUUGAUCAACACAGGCGAUAAAAUUGGAAAAGGAGACAUUCUUGGUUAUUAUGAAAUAAAAUUAAAUGAUAUUGCGCAAAUGAAACAGAUUGUAUGCGAUAAAGAAGAGGAUUCUAUUAUUAAGAAGAUUAUGGUUGGCCAAGAAGAAGAUUUUAAUGUUGGUCAGAUGUUACUUGAAAUUCAUCAACUUGAACGAUUGAUCAUUUCAUCAAAAGUAACGGGUAAACUGACUAAUUUAUAUGUUAAAGAAGGCGAAGUGGUCAGUAGUGGUCAACUAUUAGCCUUGAUACAGCCUAGUGAUAAAUCCAUUAGUGCCAAAUAUAAGCGUAUGCGAUCACCAUCUUGUUGUCGAAUUGAGAAAAUCCUACGUCAUCUCGGUGAAGAAUUGCCUGCCAAAACGCCUGUUAUUCAACUAGUAGUCGAAGAAUGUAAACAUUCUACAAUCAUUCGAGAUAUGUGUGCUACUUGCGGUAAAGAUUUAUCCAAGUCAAAAAAAGACGUUGAAAUACAAAAAUCGAUGGUAACCAUGGUCCCAAAUGUUCCCGAUCUGGUCGUCAGUCAGGAUCUGGCUAGUGAAUUAGCCAAAAAUGAUAUGAAUCGAUUGUUGUCGAGUAAAAAACUGGUAUUGAUUGUCGACUUGGAUCUUACCCUAAUACAUACUCGAAUGGCAUCACCCGAUAUUAAAUUAUCCAAUUUAACUGAAGAAAAACAAAUUUAUUAUACUUGCCACAUGUUUCCUGGAUAUAAUGUUUACCAUCAGUACUUAACUAAAUUACGGCCACAUGUAGAAGAAUUUCUAAAGGUAGCAUCGACACUAUUCGAAUUACAUGUUGUCACUAUGGGAUCACGAAGCUACGCUCAAGAUAUUGUCGGAAUUUUAGAUCCUACAGGUAGCUUGUUCUACAACAGAAUAUUGUCAAGGGAUGAAUUAAAAUCACAAUUAUUAAAAUCUACAAAUUUAAAUCAGCUUUUCCCACUUGGUGAUAAUUUGGUCUGUAUUAUCGACGACCGACCCGAAAUGUGGGCAUUCCAUCCAAGUUGUAUACCAGUACCACCUUAUUCUUAUUUUGCAAAUGUUGGCGACAUAAACGAUCCUAAGAAAUUAAAUAGCAAAGGUCUUAAGACUAGAGAUUCUCCCGAUGUAAAAGAGAACAAACCAGUCGAUAACAACUGCAAUACAGAUGUCAAUCAAUUAGAAGAAAGUAGUCCAAUGAAUCAAAUUAACGCUGAUAGUAAUGAAUUAAAUGGACAAAAUACCACAGAAUGUAUUGAAAAACCAAAAAUUACUGAUGAGAAACAUGCUACAUCGACUAAUGAUUCCAGUGGUGAUAGUCGUAUUGAUACCAAUAACAACAAUGAUGAUGAAGAGAUUGCCACACGUCAAAGACCAUCAUUAUGGAAAACUGCAGUUGAUUCAGACACCAAUAUUGCCUACUAUGAUAUCAAAGACAAUUACUUGCUUAACUUACUGCCACUAUUACGACGUAUCCAUAAUAGGUUUUAUCAGCAGUACGAUCAAUUAAAGGAACAACUUGAUCAAUUACCAGAUCUAAAGUCUAUUAUUCCAGAAAUACGACGUAAUGUAUUAAAAGAUGUUAAAAUUGUUUUCAGUGCUAUAAUUCCUAGUGGGCAUCCUUCUCCAGAAAAGACUUACGAAUGGAUUUUGGCCGAAUCUCUUGGCGCAAAAGUAACGCAUAAAUUUCACACUUCGCCGAGUAGAAAAACUACUCAUGUCGUGACAAAGCGUGUAGCAUUCCAGAGCGGAUAUACCCAAAAGGUUCAUUUAGCGAUGAAAACUGCCGGUGUCUUUGUUGUUGAUAUCGACUGGUUAUAUAAAUGUAAUGAAUUUUGGAAAAAAAUUGAAGAGGAGCCGUAUUUAUUAGCUCCAGUAUGUAUGUGUUCGUCUACGAGGAUGCAAUUGAUGCCGAAAGAGAAGCGUCGAAAAAGUUUAGAAUUGCAGACAGAACGGUUUAGCAAGCGAAAGCGAACUUCAUUAGACGAACGAAAUGAGACGUCAGUCGGACUAAUGAUGGCACCCGACUUUGGCUUAGCAAAAGAAUUAACACGGAGAAGCAGUAGUCGUGAAAGUUCGUUGGAUAGUUUUUCAAUUUCUAGCAGUUCAAGUUCCUGUUCCUUGUCGAGUAAGAGUACUGAUUCGUCGGCUACUGAGUCUUCAAUCGAUUCGGAAUGUGAAGCGAUAGGAGCAAUAUUGGAAGCGCAAUUAGCUGAUGUAAAUUAA